GAUUGAAGUGAGACGUCUUACCGAGUCAAACCAUCUGUGCUUCCAGCCAGCUGUAACCAGGAGCCAAGUUCUCUAUCUCUGUUUUAGAAAUUACAAAGAGAUAAACAGGCCUUCUCAGGGGGAAAUGGAAGACGACGUCUUAACGACGCUGAAGAUUUUAAUCAUCGGUGAAAGUGGCGUUGGCAAGUCCAGCCUCCUCCUACGAUUCACAGAUGACACGUUUGACCCGGAGCAGUCGGCGACGAUAGGUGUCGACUUCAAGGUGAAGACCAUAUCAGUGGAUGGAAACAAGGCAAAGCUGGCGAUAUGGGACACUGCAGGACAGGAGCGCUUUCGAACCCUAACGCCGAGUUACUACCGCGGCGCACAGGGAGUCAUCCUGGUGUACGACGUGACGAGACGAGAGACCUUCACCAAGCUGGACAACUGGCUCAAUGAGCUGGAGACCUACUGCACCAGGAACGACCUCGUCAAGAUGCUCGUCGGAAACAAAAUCGAUAAGGAUAACCACGACGUAGACCGAGCCGAAGGGCUGAAGUUCGCGAGAAAACAUUCCAUGCUUUUCAUCGAGGCCAGCGCAAAGACGAAGGACGGAGUCCAGUGUGCGUUUGAGGAGCUGGUGGAGAAGAUCAUCCAGACGCCCGGGCUGUGGCAGAGCGAGGGCCACGGCAGGGCGGUGCAGCUGACGGACGAAGACGCCGGGGGCGGAGCCUGCGGUGGCUACUGCUCCAUGCUUUAAACCACACGUGAUGGCAGCACGUUAACAUCUACACCCCAAACCCCGUCUCUCUCUCUCUCCAGACUGCCAACCGUUUCCACUAAGACACUACUUUUGCACAAUUAGAAAAGACGCUGCGCAGCUCAGUCUCAAUUUAAAUGAGUCAGGCUUUUCUUCCUGCUGUUUUUUUGUUUCUUUUAGGACCUCGUUCAAAGUCUCUGCUUCCAUUUCAAGCUGUUUUUUAAGUCAAUAACUCUCAAAAGUGGAAGCCAAAGUUCGUCAGACAUCUUUAUUUUCGGUCUCUGUGAUCGGAGGGAACCAAAGCUCUCAGCUUCCAGCAUGCUGUUUUCUGUCCUAAGAGCUCGUUGCCUUAGCAACCGCAUCCAUAUCAAUGCUGGCCCGACUUCUCUGCAGCGUUUAACCGGAUGUGCUUCAUCCUGCCCCCUCCUCUUCCUCACAGACUCCGAUGUAUUGCUGCUGGCUCGUAGCAUGCGUCGUCCGCACAGCUGCCUCGUUUUACUUCAGUGUUGGGAAUGCUGUUUUACUUUGUUAUUGACUUGGACUGUAACCCUUUGCUUUGUUUUUGAAGAGCGCAUAAAUCAAAAGAGGCGGGCACCGCUGAGUGAGGACAAAGACUCACAAGACGGAUGACAUCAGAAACGUUAGCAGUUCGUCUGCGGAGACAAAGUGUUCAGAUGGUGUUUCUACUCAAUCUGGAAGUAUCAAAUCGACACCGUUGAGGCGCCGGUGUCUGAGAAAACUCGUUCAAAGUGUCCCGUGAUUCAGAACUCUGAACACAUUGCGUUUGAAUGCCAGUAUCUUGUCCUUCCUGAUGGGUUCAGUGUCCUGAGUGGGAUCUGUACACAGGACGCGGUUUUUAAACCAGUUUAUGUUUGCAUGUUUGUGUGUGCCAUUCUUUGUCCAUCUUGGGAAAUAGUCCUCUCGGACCGUUUUGUUAUAAAGAUUUUAACUUAUAUUAACGCUUCAUACAUGAGCGUUUGAAUUUAGCUGAUCUAAAUAUAAUUGAAUUAGAUUUUUAUGUACUUAAAAUAAAACCAGUUUUAUUUUUUGUGGUUAGAAACAAGUGGAACCAUGUAAAACCUUGUAAAUUGUACAUUUUAGGACUUUAAUGGGGGUAAUUCAUGUAAGAAUUGUAAAGCUGAAUGUACACAUAUCUGACUUUAACCCGCCCAGUGUAUUAAACUUAAUAAAAUUCCUUUUUGAAGUGAA
Molecule: messenger RNA, 1948 nt
Organism: Poecilia reticulata (guppy)
Lineage: Eukaryota; Metazoa; Chordata; Actinopteri; Cyprinodontiformes; Poeciliidae
Product: ras-related protein Rab-18
Molecular function (GO): GTP binding; GTPase activity
Source: RefSeq, a predicted model, not a curated record